Molecule: messenger RNA, 2442 nt
Organism: Phyllostomus hastatus (greater spear-nosed bat)
Lineage: Eukaryota; Metazoa; Chordata; Mammalia; Chiroptera; Phyllostomidae
Gene: FKBP5
Product: FKBP prolyl isomerase 5
Exons: 11
Coding region: 154-1527 (457 amino acids)
Molecular function (GO): peptidyl-prolyl cis-trans isomerase activity; protein binding
Source: RefSeq, a predicted model, not a curated record
GGCCGGCUCUCCGGCGCUGCCAGUCUCCGGCUGCAGCGUCCGGCGCGCGGGCGGCUUGGUGGGCGGGCUGAGGGUGAACCGCGCGCGGGUGAGGCGGAAAGAGACAGAGGCGACGAGCAACCGCGGCGACAGGUUUUUUACUUAUAAAAGACAAUGACUACUGAUGAAGGUGCCAAGAACAACAGAGCAAGCGCAGCAGCGGCUGUUGCUGCACAGGGAGAGGACCUAACCUUGAAGAAAGAUAGAGGAGUGUUGAAGAUUGUCAAAAGAGUGGGGAAUAGUGAGGAAACACCAAUGAUCGGAGAUAAAAUUUAUGUCCAUUACACAGGAAAAUUGUCAAAUGGAAAGAAGUUUGAUUCCAGUCAUGAUAGAAGGGAGCCAUUUGUCUUUAGUCUUGGCAGAGGCCAAGUCAUCAAGGGAUGGGACAUUGGGGUGGCUACCAUGAAAAAAGGAGAAGUGUGCCACUUACUGUGCAAACCAGAAUAUGGAUAUGGCUCGGCUGGCAGUGUCCCCAGAAUCCCCUCGAAUGCAACUCUCUUUUUUGAGAUCGAGCUCCUUGAUUUCAAAGGAGAAGAUUUAUUGGGAGAUGGAGGCAUCAUCCGAAGAAUCAAACAGAAAGGAGAGGGCUACUCAUUCCCCAACGAAGGAGCCACUGUGGAAAUCCACCUGGAAGGCCGCUGUGGGGAAAGGACGUUUGAUUGCAGAGACGUGGCCUUCAUCGUUGGCGAAGGAGAAGACCAUGACGUUCCCAUUGGAAUUGACAAAGCCCUGGAGAAGAUGCAGCGAGGAGAACACUGUGUGCUGUUCCUCGGAUCACGGUAUGGUUUUGGAGAGUCAGGGAAGCCUACAUUUGGCAUUGAACCGAAUGCUGAGCUUAUGUAUGAAGUUAAACUGAAGAGCUUUGAAAAGGCCAAAGAAUCCUGGGAGAUGGACACCAAAGAAAAACUGGAGCGGGCUGCCAUCGUCAAAGAGAAGGGGACUGUGUACUUCAAGGGAGGCAAGUACGUGCAGGCGGUGAUUCAGUACGGGAAGAUAGUGACCUGGUUGGAUAUGGAAUACGGCUUAUCGGAAAAGGAGUCCAAAGCUUCCGAAUCCUUUCUGCUGGCUGCCUUCCUGAACCUGGCCAUGUGCUACCUGAAGCUCCAAGAAUACAUCAAAGCCGUGGAGUGCUGCGACAAGGCCCUGGGACUGGACCGCACCAACGAGAAGGGCUUGUACCGCAGGGGCGAGGCCCGUCUGCUCAUGAACGAGUUCACGCUGGCCCGAGGGCGACUUCGAGAGGGUGCUGGAGGUCAGCCCCAGAACAAGGCCGCGAGGCUGCAGAUCUCCGUGUGCCGGGAGAAGGCGAAGGAGCACAACGAGCGGGACCGCAAGACCUACGCCAACAUGUUCGCGAAGUUCGCAGAGCGGGACGCCGAGGAAGAGGCCAGUAAAGCAAUGGGCAAGAAGACGUUAGUAGGGGUCGCCGAUCAAAAAGACACAGGAAGUCCAGCAGAGGAAGAAGGGCGAUCUGGAGACCACGUGUGACCCCACGCAGAGGAGGGAAGAGUCCCAGUGACCUCGGCCUGCUCCCCGGGCUUUCCCCAACUCAGGACUGACCGUGUUCGGUGUGCAGUUUGUCACAGUCUGUGUGAUUCUGGAAGCAAAUGGCAAAACCAGUGGUCCCCACAAAACCACCCCUGCUGCUGCCCAGGGCUGUCACUGAGGGGAGGCGUGGGACCCCUGUGGGGACACAGACAGGUGGCCGUUGGUGUGGAGAGGUGCAGCCGGCAGCGGAAGUCCAGCUCAUUUCAGUUCAGGUCAGCUUCCCCCCUGCAGUGCAGGGUCCCCCGGAUGGUCCUGACCAUCAGGGCUGUCUGUGAGGUGUCACCUGGGAUGGAAUGUCAGUAGCACUUCAGAAACCUGAAAAUGAAUGUCCACUGAAUUUCUCCUUUCCUGCAGACGGGUGGGGAAAGGAGGGUGGAGGUCUGUGUUUUCAAUCACUGAAGUGCUGUGACUGUGACUGUUGUGUUUUAACCAACAGAAUCCACAGUGGAGCGGCCUGCUGGCCCCCUCAGGUCCACAGCAGCAUCACAGACUUGGCACCAAGAACCUCACAGGCCACUUGCUUGCAGACUUAGCCCCGCCCCCUCCUUAGUGAGCCCACCCCCCUCUGAGCUGGCUUUCUGCCACACCUGCCUGUCCCUGAGGAGGAAUUCUGUCCUUCCUAAAGCUCUCUUCAGCAACGACAGGGAGCAGAGUGGGUGUCUGGAUUCGUUUUCUGUGUUUUGGGUGAAGUUCUGAGAGGCCGAAGUGUGUAAAGAGCAAUCAGAAUCGUGCAUUUUCCUUCGUCCGCUCCUUUUAGGAAACGAUGUGACCGCAGUCCCACCUGUCAGCCCCGCUGCUACUCAGUACCUGGUCUCCACGCCAGCCCCUGCUGUUAGGAAUGUCCGACUUGCUCUU